AGGCUGCACAGCUCCAGUCAGCUGAUGAAAGUCGGCAGUUAGUCGACAACAAGUCUCAACUGCUCAGUCAUUGUUGUGAUCUGUCCGACUGUUACAAUGAAGAUUUUACUCCUGUCCGUGUUCGCAGCGUUAGCCCUGACCAACGACGCACUUGUUCGAAUUCCCUUGAAGAAAUUCCGUUCCAUCAGACGUGAGCUGACCGACUCGGGGAAAAGAGCAGAGGAGCUUCUGGCCGACAAACACUCCCUUAAGUACAACCUUGGCUUCCCCACCAGUAAUGAACCCACCCCAGAAACCCUGAAGAACUACCUUGACGCCCAGUAUUACGGUGAGAUCGGACUGGGAACUCCUCCUCAGCCCUUCACUGUGGUGUUUGACACCGGUUCCUCCAACCUGUGGGUGCCCUCCGUUCACUGCUCCCUCUUAGACAUCGCAUGCUUGCUUCACCACAAAUAUAAUUCUGCCAAGUCCAGCUCGUACGUGAAGAACGGCACUGACUUCGCCAUCCAGUAUGGAACUGGCAGUUUGUCAGGCUUCCUCAGUCAGGACACGUGCACUAUUGGAGACUUAUCAAUUGAUGACCAACUUUUCGGUGAAGCCAUCAAGCAGCCCGGCGUUGCCUUCAUCGCGGCCAAGUUCGAUGGGAUCCUCGGCAUGGCCUACCCCCGCAUCUCUGUGGACGGGGUGGUUCCAGUCUUUGACAACAUCAUGAGCCAGAAGAAAGUGGAUCAGAACGUCUUCUCCUUUUACCUGAACAGGAACCCGGACACCGAGCCCGGCGGUGAGCUGCUGCUGGGAGGAACAGACCCCAAAUACUACACCGGGGACUUCAACUACGUCAACAUCUCCCGCCAGGCCUACUGGCAGAUCCACGUGGACGGGGUGGCAGUGGGCAGCCAGCUGAGCCUGUGUAAGAGCGGCUGUGAGGCCAUCGUGGACAGUGGGACGUCUCUGAUCACCGGCCCCUCUGCGGAGGUCAAGGCCCUGCAGAAGGCCAUCGGAGCCAUUCCACUCAUCCAGGGCGAGUACAUGGUGAGCUGUGACAAGGUCCCAUCGCUGCCCAUCAUCACCUUCAUCGUGGGCGGCCAGUCCUACUCUCUGACCGGAGAGCAGUAUAUCCUCAAGGUAUCGCAGGCUGGAAAGACGAUUUGCCUGAGCGGCUUCAUGGGCCUGGACAUCCCCGCCCCCGCUGGGCCCCUGUGGAUUUUGGGAGAUGUAUUCAUCGGUCAGUACUACACCGUCUUUGAUCGUGACAACAACAGGGUGGGCUUCGCCAAGGCGAAGUAAGCCCAUCCUGCGCUAGAGCAACAAGUUCAAGUGCAACGCUUAAAAUCCGAGUUCUGGGAGACACAAAUCUGAGCUGCACAUUCUUUCUGUUACUUUGCAAUCAAACGGUAUUUAGCAAUAAGUUUUGUGUAGAGCCUAAAUGCACUGAACUGAAGAAUUUGUAUAAUUUCCAGCAGAGUGUGAAACAGAUUGAAGAUUUGAUAGGAUGUGUGACGGGUAUACAUGAUCAUGGAUCAGUUGAUGGAAUGGUACUGACCUUUUUAACAUCUAAGUGAUCUAUUUUUUUUUUUUGUUUGUUUUUAAUCAGGGAAUUGUUUUUAAAAAAACACCUUUUUAAUUUGCAUUUUAGGAGGAAGUUGUUCCUCUCCUACUGACUUUGAGAUGUCUCUUUCAUGUGAUUUGGCCUGAAUAAAGUUUUAAAAGAA
Molecule: messenger RNA, 1712 nt
Organism: Cottoperca gobio
Lineage: Eukaryota; Metazoa; Chordata; Actinopteri; Perciformes; Bovichtidae
Gene: ctsd
Product: cathepsin D
Exons: 9
Coding region: 97-1287 (396 amino acids)
Biological process (GO): proteolysis
Cellular component (GO): lysosome
Molecular function (GO): aspartic-type endopeptidase activity
Source: RefSeq, a predicted model, not a curated record